This is a messenger RNA of Paralichthys olivaceus (Japanese flounder), 1637 nucleotides long. The record is from RefSeq and is a predicted model, not a curated record. Lineage: Eukaryota; Metazoa; Chordata; Actinopteri; Pleuronectiformes; Paralichthyidae.
GGUGGAGCGUUUGGCAGAAGGAGGAGGUGAGGCCUCCUCUUUCGUACAGUGGCAGAAGAAUAUGCGAGAGAGGGACCUUCAGGAGGAGCUGGCCAAGCUUGAGCAAAGGCGUCUGGAGGGACUCAUCAGUCACAAGGAGGCAGMMAUUGCCMGAAUAAACAUCAUGGARAGCAACCAGAAGGCCGCUCAGCUCAAGAAAGAAGAGACAGCUCAGCUGAUGAGGGAAUAUGCUGAGAAGAGGUUGCAGGAAGAGGAAGAACUGAGGGACUUGGUACAACAAGUGGCAGAAGGACACAAGAACUCAAAAAUGGCCAAAGAGAAGUUACAGAAAUUCAAGCAAAGUAUAGUGAGAGAAGUCUCAGGGCAAAGUCAAGCACUCCUUCGACAAGCACUGGAGGAAGCACAGGCAGAACUGAGCAGGAAGUUUCAAACCAUCCUUGAAAUCCGUGCCAUUGAGUCACUUCCUCACAUCAGAAUGAAAUAUUUUGACGACACAAAGACUGCAGGACAUGAACUGAUGGGAGAGAUGUCCAUGAUUGAGCUGAAGUUGCGACUGGCCCACCUGAAGGAAGUCCAGCAAACAGAGCAGCAGAAGAAACGUGAGAACAUCCUGGAGGAGAAGCAGAAAAAGAAGCAGCUGCUGUUGGAGGAGGUGGAGCUCAAUAACCUCCACAUGAGAGCAAUGACACAGGUUGCAGCCAUCAGGAAAGAGAAGGAGAGGAAGGCCAGCCUGGAUCUUCAGAAGAAAGUUGCUCAAGACAAGAGAGUUUUGGCUAUGCAGAAGAAGCUUGAGGAAAAACAGCAAGAGCAGCGAAGGCUGGAGCAAAUCAAGAGCAGCAAGGCCAAAACCGCUGAACAAACAACAGUGCAUGCAGGGACAUGUGACAAAAAAACCAAGACGGCGGAGGAGAUUUGUGAGUCGAUGACAAAGAAUUUAGAGCAGUUGAUCCAGAGGGGCUUUUAACUUUCAGACCGGGACGAUCAUCAGUGUAUCUGCUGCCAGGAGAGAAAACUGUUUCAUUUCUGCAUUGCGCCAUUGACACACUGGAGGCACAUAAAUUAUAUAUUAUAUAUGUUAUAAAUGAUCAAAUAUGAAUCCUUUUGAGUUUCCUGCUGUUCUCCUGGAGUUUGAAUUUCACAGAUUUUUCCCCCUACACCAUGAAAUUUCCCCAUCUGCCCAUCCACUGUAACAUAUAUCAGUUGUGUUAAACACAAGCACACAGUUCCUGGUAACAGGAAGGUGUUUGCGCACAGUCAAAGCAUGGAUUCACCUGAAGAGCAAGUUGAAGCGAAAAAAAACGCCCACGAUUACCUAAAGCAUAGGUCACCAAUAGGCGGACCGCGGCCCGGACCAGACCAAGACGCCGUUCUAUAUGGGCCCAGACCUGUUAUUAGAUUCUGAUGAACCAUUUUUAUUUUAACCGAAACAACGGUUUUGCAUUUACAGUAGUCUUAUUUUAACCUACGCAGCUUUAUCCUUCUUUCCAGUAGUAAAUCCUGGAAGCCCAUGGUUGAGUUUACUGCUGUUACUGAACAACAGAAAGUGGGAACAAAAAGAAAAGAUGUUAAAGCUAUUUAAAAGUUAGUUGAGAUUGUUUAUAUGUGUAAUAAAGUUAUAUUCUAAGAGCAAAGAAGAA